AAGCGGGUACAGAAUAUGUAUACGAAAAGGAAUUUACCACGAUUUGCGACACUUGUCCGCGCAGAAAUCCUAUGCGUAUCCGGAACCUACAUAUAUACUAGGCCUAACCAGGCUUCCAAUCAUCCGGCAUUGGACUCCAAGCAGUACGGUCACGUCAUCACGAAUCUUCUCCGCAAGGCUCUCGAUUUAUUUAAGCUCCAACCACGCCUCCAUAACCAAUCCAAAAUGAAGGUAUUCCUCCUCGUCAUUGUUGCUGCUCUUCUGCUGUCUGCUGUUCAGGGCAAUGGCUACAUGGGGAGCACCAAAGCAUCAAUUGGGUCCAAAUGCACCGUGAACGCUACUUGUGCGUCUGGGAAAUGCCGAGACGAGGACGGGAAUGAACCAACCUACCAGGCCUUCGAGAAAGACUUAACGUGCGUUGCGUAGAAUGCUCUUUUGGGUAUCUAAAUAUAUAUUGAUAUAUGUCCAAUUCAACUGUAAAACAGAAACAAUAAAACCCAAACGAACUUAAAUUAA
Lineus longissimus is the source of this 516-nucleotide messenger RNA. RefSeq lists its product as uncharacterized. Lineage: Eukaryota; Metazoa; Nemertea; Pilidiophora; Heteronemertea; Lineidae. The record is from RefSeq and is a predicted model, not a curated record. Bases 16 to 426 code for a protein of 136 amino acids. The transcript is spliced from 3 exons.